Messenger RNA from Cylindrotheca closterium, 2064 nucleotides. The record is from the annotation of a GenBank genome assembly. Lineage: Eukaryota; Bacillariophyta; Bacillariophyceae; Bacillariales; Bacillariaceae.
AUGUCACAUCGGUUCGUGAUAAUGAGUCUGUUGGCAUGUUACUUGUUGGCGUUUGCAAUCGGAAGGACGGCUCGGAUGGUAUUCAUCGUUGAACCUCAAAAGAGACUCAUCGAAGAAAACCAGGCAUUGAACGAGCUGAUUCAAAAUACCCCCCAGUUGAAAUUGCCUAAUCCAAUCAUGAAGGGGGGCUUAGAACCACCCAAAACUGCAUACACAUCAAAGAAUUUUGAUACUGCAAGGACAGCCACAACGAUUUCUCGCUUCAUUGUGACAGAUGUCGGGGCAGAAAGUGACGAGAAAGCAAAGGAAUGCAGAGUUCCAGAGAUCAGCAACAAGGGCAUAGCAGAAAAUGAGGACCAAGAAGUGCACGAGCCAAAAGGACAACACCUUCUAGUUGACAUUGCAAAUGUCGAAUCAGCAUUCUUGGGAUCAGAAGAGAGGUUAUCAGUUGCCAUGCUAGAACUUGUCAAGCGGUGUGGUCUAACUCUAUUAUCCUACCACUGUCAUGGUAUGAUACCAACCGGAGUCUCUUGUGCUGGGGUUUUGCUGGAAAGUCAUGUGUCAUUUCACACUUGGCCGGAGGAAGGUGUCAUUACAUUGGAUCUCUACACUUGUGGAGAAGGCAGCCUUUUGCCUUUUGUAUCCAUUGCCAAAGAACUUUUCGCUAUUCCAUCUGCAACUGCCGACAAAGUACCCGAGUUGGUAUGGUCCCAUAAAUUCCGAGGUUUCACAGAUGAUUUGGAGAGUGAGAUUGCGGUUCGAACGGACUUUUUCAGGUUCCCGAUCGGCGUGAUGAUGGACUACAAGGAAGAGAUAUAUUCCGGCGAGACUGAGUUCCAAAAGGUAGAUAUCUAUGACGUUUUACGUCCACACUUUCAGAGUCUUGAUGAAUAUCAGAAAUCACUGCUUGGGGAUGGGUCCUACGCAUCUCAAAAUCCGGAGCUGUUCGAACCUGAUCGCAUUGUCUUCCUCGAUGGAAUACUGCAAUCUAGACGGUCCGGAGAUGCUGCUUACCAUGAGUCUCUGGUGCAUCCUGGAAUGUUUGCUCAUCCAAAUCCGAAACGAGUUGCAAUUGUCGGUGGUGGAGAAGGAGCUACAUUGAGGGAAGUUCUAAAGCACUCCACAGUAGAAGAGUUGGUGAUGAUUGAAAUUGACAAGAAGAUGGUUGAUAUCUCAAAGCAGUACUUGCCGUUCUGGAGUGAUUGCAGUCAAUUGAUUGGAAGUGCGGACUACUGUUUCGAUGACCCCCGUGUGGAUGCUUACUUUGAAGACGCGUUCAAGUGGUUUAUAGAUCGGUUCUCUUCUGAGCCUACGAUCGAGGCAAAAAAGUUUGAUGUAAUCAUUAUCGAUGCCUUAGAUCCACAAGUUCAGGUGGACAUUGUUGAUGCUCUAUAUGAUGGAGGACCUUUCCUCACAUCGCUACCAAACAGUCUUCGGGAUGAUGGUAUCUUGAUUGCGCAAGUCGGCGAGGCAGCAAGACUGGAAUCACCAGGAGAAGAGCAUUCGUGGCACCGUAAUCGUGUGAAGUUCAUUAAAACGCUGAUCGACAAUGGGUUUGAAAGCGUCCGUGACUAUGAAGAGAGUCAUGCAGGAUUCUACUAUCCCUGGCAAUUUGUCGUCGCCUUUAAGAGUUUCGAAUCUCGGAAAAGUUGGUUCCACCAUGAGGCAUUGACUUCUGUCGAUAUUCAUGAAAGAAUUUUGCCAACAAAGACUGGUGAACUUUCAUUGAGAUAUUUUGACGGCCCAACAAUGAUGUCGUACAAGUUUCCAUCCAAAGCAAGUGAGACAGUCUUUUGUCUACGUGACUCGAAGUCAGAGAUGUGCAGUGAGGGUCGAAACGAGGAUCAUCAUGACUGGAAGUCGCCCGUUUCUGCAUUGGUUAUGGAUGAAAACAAAAUCACAAACAAAAUUUUCCCCUCGACUAUUCCAGAUAGUAACCAACUGUCAUCUCGGGAAAGAAUGAUUAGCAAAUACUUCACUGGGAAGAACGCCUACAACCCUCUUGCAGAGCGCGACCCAACUUUACUCCCCGACACCAUUUUGAAGACGAAACCAAUGCACUGA